UAGCUUCUAUUGAAUUGUACAUUUUCAAAUGGGCGGGCCGAGGCGAAAGGGGCGGGACUUUAUCGCGCUAACGGCCGCCAGGUUCAAAUCGACUUAUAAUUUAUUAUUACGACGAAGUGUUGGCUGAGAUGGAGAACAAUGGAAUGGAUAAAAAGGCCCAGUCAAUGAUAAAGAUGGGUUCUCGUCUGCCUGUCCUUCCACGCACUAAACGGUCUCUGAAUGAGGAGAACCAAGAUCAUUCAGCAAAGCGUUUCAGAUCAUCACCAGAGGCAGAGCCUCCUGUGAGACGUGUUGCUGCUAGUAUUGCCACCACAAGGCCUACUGCUCCUGUUGCAGCUGUGCUACCAAAGGCUCAAGUGAUAGGUCGUCAGUCCCUUGCGAUCGGUAAAACCAGAAAUCGAGUACUUGGCAACAACUCUGCAGCUGUUGCUGGAAAACCAAAGGCUCCUUUGGCAGCUGUCCAACCGCACAACACUGUGGCUGAGAAGAAACGUGCUCCCUGGGACUUAAAGGGGCAAGUUAAUGACAUGAAAGCUAAAGUCACAAAUUACAGGAGCAAACUUGCCAACCUCUCUGAGGAGAAGACGCGUCUUCAGUGUAGCGAGAAGGAACUGAGAAGCACUGUAAAGGUUUUGUCCUUAGAAAAAUCUGAACUCAGCAAGGAGCUGUGUACCCUGGAGACCGAGCUAAAGACAUUGCGCCAGAAGCUAUCUUCCUUAGAGAGUGAGGUUAAGGUACUCUCUGAUUUGUCUAGUCGGCAGCAAGUGGAGCUGAGUUGUCAGAAAUGUACAGUACAGGAGCUGCAGGACACGAACAAGUGUCUCACGGAAAAGCUUCAGGACAGAGAGGUAACGUUACAGUGCGCACAGGAAGAAAAUUCUGCACUAAGGAGCAUUAAUCAGUCGCAGAGUGAAGAAAUCGCUAGGAUGAAGGUUUCUAUUGAGGAAAGAGACUCCCAAAUACAUACUCUGGAGACAGAGAGAAGACGGUUGCAUAAUUUGGUGCAGGAACUGAAGGGGAACAUCCGUGUGUUUUGCCGCGUGCGGCCAUCUUUAAAGUCUGAAGGCGGACUGCCUACUGAUCACAUUGGUUACCCCAACAAUGAUCAGAAGAGUAUUAUUUUAUCAAAGACUGAAGAGUCUCACAUUGGACGUGAUAAGAAAGAUGCGAUGAAAUAUGAUUUCAGCUUUGACUGUGUCUUUCCCCCAGCUAGCAGCCAAUCUGCUGUUUUUGAGGAGAUCUCAUUGCUGGUUCAAUCCGCACUUGAUGGUUACCCAGUGUGCAUAUUUGCCUACGGUCAGACGAGUAGCGGCAAGACAUACACAAUGGAGGGCCCAGACCAUCGCUCUGUUGAAACCAUGGGUAUGAUCCCAAGAGCGAUUAAUCAAAUAUUUAACAGUGCAGAGGACCUUAAGGUUAAGGGGUGGCAGUACAAGUUCACUGCUAGUUUCUUGGAGAUAUACAAUGAAACUAUAAGAGAUCUGCUGGUGACACGUCCGGAUAAAAAGCAGGAAUACGACAUUCGCAGGGUUAGCACAUCGUGCAACCAAGUGUAUGUCACAAACCUUCGCUAUGUGGAUGUCGCCAGUGUUGAUGAGGUGCAUGAUCUUCUCCAGACGGCAAAAUCAAAUAGAUCUGUUGCCAAAACAGCCCUAAAUGACCGAUCCUCACGCAGUCACAGCGUGUUUCAACUUAAAAUUGAGGGUGAGAACCUGCGGCGGGAUGUUCGCACAUCAUCUGUGCUGAGUCUUAUUGACCUCGCAGGAAGUGAGCGACUGGAUAAAUCACUGUCAACAGGAGAUCGCUUGAGAGAGACACAGUGCAUAAACACAUCUCUCUCUACCCUCGGGCAGGUCAUCACAUCCUUGUGUAACAAGGAAUCCCACAUUCCAUACCGAAACAGUAAGCUGACAUACCUGUUGCAGAAUAGUCUCGGGGGAAAUGCAAAAGUGUUGAUGUUUGUGAACAUUUCUCCACUUGAAGAAAAUUUUGGAGAGUCCAUAAAUUCUCUACGCUUUGCCAGCAAGGUAAACGAGUGUGUUAUUGGAACAGCUCGUGCCAACCGGAAGUGAGAUCCAGGAGUCUUAUAUUUGCCACUUUUUUUUUUUUUUUGUGUGUGUAAACCGUCCUUGUUUGUCAUAACUGUAAACCAGCCAAGGCUUUUGAUCAUUUGGACUCUGGAUACUGACCACAAAUUUUUUUUAUUCAGUUUAAGCAUUGCAGAACUUGGGUUACUGUGUUUUGUUUUUUUAAAAUCUACAUUCAUUAAGGGCACCAUAGUGCAAAACAGCACUGUGGUCUUCACUGUAUACCUGCAUUGUAUAUUGAUUCUUCAAUCAAAACAAGCUUUGACUGCGUUUGGCAAACAAAAAAUCAACCAUAGUGGCAUUGUUUUUAUUUUUUUACCUGCGGAAAUAUUUUUUACUUUUCUAUAAAAAAGAUCUAUACCAGAAAAAAACCUUUAGAACUAAUCGUUUGUUGCGUAUUUAUAAAAGCUUUAUCUAAAACUCUAGUAUUCAUAUUCUUGUAGCAGUAGGUUAUGUACUGUUGUCUGUGUUCCCUCAAAGGCCACAUUUUGUGAGCAGCCCAGCAGUGAAACAGUUAAUAAGGGAGGCAUACUUUGACGUCUGCAUUGUGUAGUGUUUGCUAACUGCAGGGUGUGGUUCCCUAAUUAAAUGUUUUACUGGCGCGCUGCUCACAAAACGUGGCCUUAGAGGGAAUAAUGAUUUUUGAGCAGGCCUUUUAAAGGGACAGUUGGCACCUUGAGAUUUCUAUAUAUAAUUUUUUAGAUGUGUAAUAAAACAACUUUGCAACAUCCUUUCAUUAUUAACCCCAUUUUUGUGUAAUUUAGCUCAGAAAAUUGUGAAUUUUCUAAUUCCCAGAACUUCAAAUGCACCCUGCUGGCUUCUCAAUUCUAACUUUGCUACAUAGCUGACUUUGAUAGUGGCUAGCCUUUUUGUCUGCUGACUAAAGGUCAGAUUGGCUCUUCUAAAUAAGGCAAAUAGUGGGCUAAGUUUGGCUAAUGAAAAACCAUUGCAGUAAAAAGGAUGUUUUUUUUUAAUUUAAACUUUAAGACUUGGCUGAUACGCUAUUUGACAGCAACAGCACAAAUAUCUUACAAGGUGUUCACUGUCCCUUUAAGACAUUUUGCCUGUGUCCAUAAUUUUGUAUAGGAGGCAGAGUUAAUAGUUAAAGCUUUUGUAAUUACCAGCAACGAAAAACGUACUUUGGUUAUAUAUAAUUUAUAUGUACAUUGUGAAGGAGAAUUUGCCUUGUGCCAUUUGUAAAUAUAAUAUGUAUUUAUUUUAAUCGUACCAAUGUUAUAUAGUGUACAUAGAUUAUUUUUUUCCCACUAUAUAUUAAUUCCACACAAAGUAUGUAGAUAUGCUUUCUAUAUUGCCUGUGUCUAUUCUCCCUUUACAUAUACAAUUUGUAUAUAUUUACUUCCAGGCUAUCUGUUUACAAUAAAAAUAGUUUUGGGAUAAAAAAA
Messenger RNA from Bombina bombina (fire-bellied toad), 3490 nucleotides. It is a transcript of the gene KIFC1, whose product is annotated as kinesin family member C1. The transcript has 17 exons. The record is from RefSeq and is a predicted model, not a curated record. Gene Ontology annotation, biological process: microtubule-based movement. Lineage: Eukaryota; Metazoa; Chordata; Amphibia; Anura; Bombinatoridae. Gene Ontology annotation, molecular function: ATP binding; microtubule motor activity; microtubule binding. The coding region runs from base 129 to 2072 and encodes 647 amino acids.